CUCCGCCUUUCAAGGCUCGCGAGAGCCGCAGGCUCUGCCGCCCCGAGUAACGCUCGGUGCUGUCUUUACAGGAGCCCGCCGGAGGGCAGGAGGGAGGAUGGCAGCGGCAGGCGGGCGGCUGCUGACGGCGGCCGCGUCUUACUCGGCUCGGGCGCUCUGGAGCGGACCUCUCCGCAGCCCGGCUCUGCCGCUUGUACCCUGCCGGGGCGCCACCGUCACCCGCAGCGGCGCCAUCUUGCCUAAGCCGGUUAAGACGCCCUUCGCCCUCCUCAGAGUGUUCAGCGUUGUCAUCCCUUUCCUGUACGUCGGGACUCAGAUCAGUAAGAACUUUGCAGCCUUACUUGAAGAACAUGAUAUCUUUGUCCCAGAGGAUGAUGAUGACGAUGAUUAAAGGAACUGCAACAGAAGAACAGGAGGGGAGAAAACCAUUGACAAAGCAAUGGUUACAACAUUUGUCACCUGUGUUUUGCCCUUCCUAAACGGGACAGGGGCCUCUGUGUCCCCUUUGCCAGCAAGUGUCCUCUGCAUGUCUGUAUGACAGAAAUCUGUAGAUCCAGGUUGAAGGAAGUGCUUGAUAGGCCCUGCAUCCUUGCACACACGCUCACCUCACCAAAGACUGCUUGGGAUUCCUUUUAUUAGCAGUAUGGGAAACAAUUAAAGAUCAAGAGAUUGAGAAGCA
Calypte anna (Anna's hummingbird) is the source of this 679-nucleotide messenger RNA. It is a transcript of the gene SMDT1, whose product is annotated as single-pass membrane protein with aspartate rich tail 1. NCBI's taxonomy places the organism in Eukaryota, Metazoa, Chordata, Aves, Apodiformes, Trochilidae. The record is from RefSeq and is a predicted model, not a curated record. The transcript has 3 exons. Gene Ontology annotation, cellular component: uniplex complex; mitochondrial inner membrane. Bases 98 to 391 code for a protein of 97 amino acids. Gene Ontology annotation, biological process: calcium import into the mitochondrion; mitochondrial calcium ion homeostasis.